UUGUACCGACUUCAGUCACAUGUCUGCAGAACCCGAGUCUGUAGCAGACGGAACUAGCCAGCCAGCCUGCUAGCUAGCCUUUUUUUUUGAUUUGACAUUUUAGCAAACAGAGUAAUUUGCACGAAUAUUAUUUAUCUAGUCAUUUCUGCUUUUCUUGUCAAAAUUAAACAUUAGCAUAUAGCUAGCAGGAAAGCUCCACAAUGCAUGACGCUUACGAACCGGUACCUAUCCUGGAGAAACUGCCUCUCCAGAUUGACUGUCUUGCGGCCUGGGAGGACUGGCUUCUAGUUGGGACCAAACCAGGUCAUCUGCUGCUCUACAGAAUCAAAAAGGAUGCAGGUACCAACAGGUUUGAGGUGACUUUGGAGAAAUCACACAAGAACUUCUCCAAGAAGAUCCAGCAGCUCUUCAUUGUCUCACAGUACAAGAUCCUCAUCAGUCUACUGGAGAACAACAUCCAUGUCCACGACCUAUUGACCUUUCAGCAGAUUACUGUGGUUUCCAAGGCCAAAGGGGCAACGCUCUUCGCCUGUGACCUGCAGCUGUCCCCUUCAGGAGAGGCCCAGCUGAGGAUGUGUGUUGCAGUGAAGAAGAAGCUUCAGCUGUACUACUGGAAGGACAGGGAGUUCUAUGAGCUGCAGGGAGACUUUUCUGCUCCAGACAUCCCGAAGUCCAUGGCCUGGUGUCAGAACUCCAUCUGUGUGGGCUUCAAGAGAGACUACUACCUCAUCCGGAUGGAUGGGCGUGGCUCCAUCAAGGAGCUCUUCCCCACGGGGAAGCAGCUGGAGCCCCUGGUGGUUCCCCUGGCUGAUGGGAAGGUGGCGGUGGGCCAGGAUGACCUCACGGUGGUGCUCAACGAGGAGGGGGUCUGCACUCAGAAGUGUGCCCUCAACUGGACUGACAUCCCCAUUGAUAUGGGUACUUGUGUUUCCUUGUUAUAGUUUCUUUCCCCUGGCUCAGCAGUAUGUAGAUUCAUAUCCUGCCUUCCUGGUAUUGUGUCAUGGCUAUGCUUAAGUGACUUAACGCCAUAUUGUUUGUCUACAGACUUGCUGCUACUUUUUGUUUCAAGUUUUUGUGUAGCCU
Oncorhynchus masou masou (cherry salmon) is the source of this 1083-nucleotide messenger RNA. Its product is annotated as vam6/Vps39-like protein. Gene Ontology annotation, molecular function: protein binding. The record is from RefSeq and is a predicted model, not a curated record. Gene Ontology annotation, biological process: vesicle-mediated transport; autophagy; endosomal vesicle fusion. Gene Ontology annotation, cellular component: membrane; cytoplasm. Bases 201 to 941 code for a protein of 246 amino acids. The transcript has 9 exons. Lineage: Eukaryota; Metazoa; Chordata; Actinopteri; Salmoniformes; Salmonidae.